This is a messenger RNA of Triticum turgidum subsp. durum (durum wheat), 276 nucleotides long. NCBI's taxonomy places the organism in Eukaryota, Viridiplantae, Streptophyta, Magnoliopsida, Poales, Poaceae. The record is from the annotation of a GenBank genome assembly.
AUGGCGAUCAACAAAGUAGCUCUCGUCUCAGCCGUGCUGUUGCUGGUGAUCUCUUCCGCUGCUGCUGCUGCAGGGAGAGAUGUUCCUCCAGUCCUCCCCAAGGACAACGUUCUGCGCGACCACGGUAUCAUGAAUACCCCAGAGGAGAACGGCGGUCGCUCCGAAUCCAAGAUAUACGCCAUCACGCAGCCAAUAUUCCAUCCUCCCUACGUCCCACCUUGUGCUUCCAAGGCCGUUCGUGCGAGCGGGGUCACCAAGGACGAGAAGCGUUGUUAG